AUGCAUACAUCAUGUAGUACUGUGCUUUUGAUUGCGUUGUGUUAUGCUGUUGGCUCAUCUUCAAGCCAACCUCUUCCGCUGUCAUUGACGAAAAAGGCGCUUUCCAGCGCUUCGGAGUAUUAUUCUUCAGCGACGGACCGUUUGCCAUUUUAUGCUGGCCGCGUAGAACGAUGGGCCAGCACAGCCCCUAAGCGAGAAUAUCGCCAAUGGAAUAUGGAUCCUGUUUUGCCACUGCUCGGACCCAUAGCGCCUUCUGUUAAAACAGCCUCAUGGACCGUAGAUGUGGCUCCACGUCGAUCCACAAAUCCAAUCUACCAAACUGAGCAGUUGGACCCUAUUUUAGUGGCACCUCUACCACCCGUGAUGAAUGAACUGCCGUUGCGAACUCCAGCAAGUGACUCCACUGCACCAAAGAAGAAAGUGCCAACUGUCAUGAUUGAUCGCAUAGUAGCAGACCAUUCAGUAUCUGUUUCCGGUACGGUCGCCAAACAUCGAGCCCACCAUUUUCGUCAAUUCGUGGGGAUGGAUGACCAGGGUCAUAUAUUUACUAUCGACUUACCAAGCCCCAAGACAGGACCAAGCUACUAA
Messenger RNA from Radiomyces spectabilis, 588 nucleotides. RefSeq lists its product as uncharacterized. The transcript has a single exon. The record is from RefSeq and is a predicted model, not a curated record. Lineage: Eukaryota; Fungi; Mucoromycota; Mucoromycetes; Mucorales; Radiomycetaceae. Bases 1 to 588 code for a protein of 195 amino acids.